This is a messenger RNA of Drosophila gunungcola (fruit fly), 4492 nucleotides long. It is a transcript of the gene Rrp5, whose product is annotated as protein RRP5 homolog. Gene Ontology annotation, molecular function: RNA binding; protein binding. Gene Ontology annotation, biological process: rRNA processing. The record is from RefSeq and is a predicted model, not a curated record. Gene Ontology annotation, cellular component: nucleus; nucleolus; small-subunit processome. Lineage: Eukaryota; Metazoa; Arthropoda; Insecta; Diptera; Drosophilidae.
UAUAUCGGCGCUUAGCACGUGUAGUACGCACGUUGCUUGAAUUUUGUUAUUUAAAACGCUAAAUUACACAGCUCACCGAUGGUACCGAAUGAGAAAAGUUUCCCCCGAGGCGGGACGAUCCACGCCGAAGCCAAAUCCUCCGACAUCAGCUCAAAUAUUGUUUUUGGUGCGUCGCAGAAGAAGACGAGAAAGGCUCCGAAAAUAAAAGAAAACUUCCUUAACGACCUCGCAGAGGAACAGAAUGACCAACUGGAGGCCUUCUCUGCGGAAUCGCUCAGCCUGGACACGCUGCAGGACGACAUGCUGGUCAUGGGGGUGGUCAAGGAGACGAGCGCCACCGCCCUGCAGAUUGCCCUGCCCGGCCGGAUGUUCGCCCGCACCCUGGUGGCCGACAUAUCCGAGGCCUACACCCGCGUGGCCAAGGCGGCCAUGUCCGGGGACACCAGCGAGUACCACGAUCUCACCGAACUUUUCCAGGUGGGCCGCAUCGUCUACGGCAAGGCCAUCAAGACAGAAAAGCUGGGCAGCAGCCGCAUCAGCCUGCUGCUGUCCCUCAAGCCGGCCGACGUCCAUGGCAGUCUGCAUCACAAGAGCAUCAAGAAGGGAUUCAUCUUCUCCGGGGCCGUGGCGGAGAUCCAGGAGCACGGCUAUGUCAUCGAGACGGGAGUGCAGGGACUGCAGGCCUUCGUGGCCUGCGAGGAGCCGGCACAGACGCUUCAUGUGGGCCAGCUGGCGUUCCUGAAGGUCAAAAAGGUGCAGCACAACGCCCACCAGAGCACCUGCACCUGUGUCCAGGUGGAGCAGGACCAGCUGCGCAUCAAGAGCCAGAACGAGACGAACCUCGACUACAUCCUGCCGGGCAGCAUUGUCAGGUUCAAGGUGGCCAAGCUCCUGAAGGAUGGCCUCAAGGGCAGCAUCAUGAACGAAUCCUUCAGCGCCUACGUCAACGAGCACCACCUGGCCAACGCCCUGGACACCCUGGAUGCCUACGAGCUGAACGAGGAUUACAAUGCUAGGGUGCUCUAUGUGAUGCCUCUCACCAAACUGGUGUACCUAACUCUCAACCUGGAUAUCAAAGCGGGAGACGAGGUGGCAAAGGAUGAGGAAGAGCAGGAGGAGGAGCCCCUCAAGGUGGGCUCCGUGGUGGAAAAGGCCAAGGUUCUGCGGCUGGGCAGCGGUGGAGUGGUGCUGCUGCUUAACAAGAAGCUGAAGGGCAUCAUCUCGUACGGUUCCAUCAGGGCCAACUUCAAGGGCAACUACGACAAGGACGAGGUGCUAUCCAAAUACGCUCGCAAGACCAAGCACAAGGUGCGCAUCCUGGGCUACGACGUGAUUGAGUCCAUGUACUACUGCUCCGACGAUCCCAACGUGGUCAACGAAAAGAUCUACAGCCUGGAGGACAUCAAUGCCGGCGACGUGGUCACGGCGAAGAUUUUCAAGAAGGACGACAAGAUCAAGGGCUGGUCGGUGAAGAUCGGCAAAGUGAACGGCAUUCUGGAACAGUUCUACAUGGCGCCCAAUGUCCGCUACGAUGUGGGCCAGUCGUUGAGGUUCCGUGUCCUCGAGGUGAACUCCGAGCGCAAGGUCUGCUAUCUGAGCAAUCGCAGCGAGUAUUUGGGCAAGGGAUUGAAACUGCUCAACGAUUACUCGGCCGCCCAGGUGGGCAACGUCUAUACGGGCACUGUGGUCCGCUGUGAGGACAACUAUGUGCUCGUCAAGUUCGGCAGCGGUGUUAAAGGAGUCCUGCACAGGCAAAGCCUGAAGGAACAGAGCUCCUUCUUCGAGGGACAGACCGCAAAGUUCCGCAUUCUGAGUCGCAGUAAGGACCAAAUCACUUUGUCCCUGCCGGAGGACAAGUUCCAGCUGGGCGAGAUCUGUCCCGUAGAGAUAACCAAUGCCUUGGACGCCGGACUGGAAAUUAAAAUCACCUUCGCCGCCGAGGAUGACGAAGAGGACGACGAGGGCAACCCGGUGGUGGAGGAGUACGUGGGCCUCAUCCCGCUGCGACUGCUUUCGGACCACCUGGAGCUGCUCCACGCCCAGAUGCGUGUGCAUCCCGUGGGCUCCCACACCGAGGCAGCCUGCAUUGUGCAGAACAUCUUCAGUCUGCGCGAUGUGGCCUACUUCAGUGGCCAGCUCACCAAGGACUGGCAUUCGGUCCAAGUGGGAGACAUCAUUCGCUCCUACGUGAAGAAUGCCACCGAGCAGGUGGUGGACCUCAUGGUGUCCGUUCGCAACUACAACAAGCCAGUGAAGGUUCACGUGAAGAUGCUGCGACUAAAUGCCGUGAAAAAUGCGCCCGUAGAGCUGGUUCCGGAGCAGCUGCUCUUAGUGAAGGUGCUCAGCAAGGAGCCGGAAACCAAGACACUUACUGUUUCCGCCAAGCUCACCGAUGUGUGGAGCGGCGAUCUUAGUGAUACUGCCAAGCUGGUCGAACGCUAUCUGGAUGAAGUGGCUCAGAUAAAAACAGCACUGCAAGAAACCUCUGCACCCAUUGCAAAAUACUCCGUAGGCGACAAAAUCAAUGUUGUCUUCAAGGGGAUCGAUGCGGCUUCCCAUGACUGGGUCUAUACUGUGGAGGGCAGCACCAAAGUUUCGGCUCUGCUGCUCUCCAGUGUGGCAGGAACUGCAACAGCUCCCGAAGCGGGCACCAAGCAGCAGGCGAUCAUUCUGUGGAUCGAUUACUCCAGCGACGUGCUGCUCAUCAGCAACAAGAAACUGGACAUCGCGCACAUUUCACCAAGCGGAGAACUGGCCACCAAUCUGAUCGGCAAGGCGGGCAUGAAGGCCAAGGUGCCUAAACUGGAGUCCGUGGCGGUGUGCUCACUGAAGAAGGGCGCAAAUCCGUUGGUCAUCUGUCCGAUUCGCUUGCAUCCCAACGAUGUGGAGAACUCUGGAAGCGCAGAGCUCAGACAGGGAGACUUCUGCAACCUAGCUUUUAUUCACGAUAAGCUUCCGAUCGCUGUGCCCGAGACUGUAUGGCGCCUCUGGCGAGGAGUUAAAAGGUCGGCGGCUGACGAGAAAAGCCAAGUGAAAGCCAAAAAGGCCAAAGUUGAGGAGCCGUCCAAGCAGGAGAAAUCUAGCAUUGAGGAGAUUUCGACGAAGAAGAAGGCCAAGGCGGAGACCGCACCCACCAAGCGAAAGGCUGAAGAGACAGCAAAAACCACCACUAAUGGCCAAAAGAAGACUCAAUCCUUGACCAAUGGCGUAGUCAAGGAAAAGCCGAAGCAGAAUGGCAAGCUCUUCUUUGAGGACAAAACUCCAGCAAAGAAUGCAAAGUCCGAAACACCAGUAAGCAAUGGAACUGAAAGUAAGGCGCGAUUACCGGGUGUGUCCAGUUUUUGGGAGACCGAUGUGAGCCAGUCAAAGGAAGCUUCCAGCGACGAAGACGAGGACCAAGACGCAGAGGAAUCGCAGCAAAAUGCAGCCAAGAAGAAACGUCUGAGUGCCAAGGAGAAGGCCAAGGCAGAGGUCAAGGAGGAGCAGCGACUGCGGGAGAUUGAGGAGCGCAAUGCCGACCCCAAGGCCCGUCUGGAGACCAUCGACCAGUACGAGCGACUGGUGAUUGCCCAGCCAAACAACAGCAUAUCCUGGCUGAAGUACAUCGCUUUCCUGCUGUCCAACACGGAGAUCGAAAAGGCUCGCGGUCUGGCUCGAAGAGCCAUUUCAACGAUAUCCUUCCGCGAAACCCAGGAGCUGCGGAACAUGUGGAGCGCCCUGCUCAACAUGGAGCUUGUCUACAGCAACAAUUUCGACGACGUGCUCAAGGAAGCCUUGAAUUGCAACGAUCCGUUGGAAAUCUACAUAGGUGUUGUUGAUAUUCUAAAGAAGAACAAGAAAAAGGAGCGGCUCACCUCGGUGCUGACCACUAUCCUUAACAAGUUUAAGGCGGAGCUCAGGGUGUGGCCCCUGGCCGCCGAGGCUUACUUCUGGCUGGGCAAGUCCGACCAGGUCCACAAUCUUCUCCAGCGCGCUCUGCGUGGGCUGCCAAAUCAAGAUCACAUCAACUGCAUUGUGUCCUUCGCCAAGCUGUAUGCGAAGAACGGAAACAACGACAUGGCUCAGACACUGCUCGACGAUGUGGUUACCUCCUAUCCCAAGCGAAUCGACAUCUGGUCCGUAUAUGUGGACAUGCUGAUCAAGUCGGACUUAAUCGAUGCUGCGAGAAACGUUUUGGAGCGCGCCGUUUUGCAGAAACUAAAACCAAACAAGAUGCAAGUCAUCUACAAGAAGUAUCUGCAACUGGAGGAGAACCACGGCACGGAGGCGACAGUGGCCAAAGUCAAGCAGCAGGCGGAACAGUGGGUGAAAAACUACGCCAAGGCGGUCAAGUAGCUCCAUCCCUCCGCCACUUUUAGGUCAUAGGCUAGGAUUAGAUUAACGUCAACAAGUUACAUACAGUGUUUUUUCAUGAUACUUUAUUCUAAAACUAUUUUAAAUGAAGUGUGAUUCCGAGUGCUACCUUUUAAAUAUAUAUGUAUGACAGUACCUA